Molecule: messenger RNA, 1731 nt
Organism: Trifolium pratense (red clover)
Lineage: Eukaryota; Viridiplantae; Streptophyta; Magnoliopsida; Fabales; Fabaceae
Product: protein WAVE-DAMPENED 2-like
Exons: 7
Coding region: 303-1421 (372 amino acids)
Biological process (GO): microtubule cytoskeleton organization
Molecular function (GO): microtubule binding
Source: RefSeq, a predicted model, not a curated record
UUUUCCUUUUGAAAGUAGGGUAGUCUCAUGCUGGUCCUAAUCCUCUUUUGGUGUGGGACAAAAGAUAACUUAUAAGGCCUUUUUGCUGUCCCAAAAAGAGGCUUUCAGGGUCUUCUAUACCUGUUAAUAAUUCUAAACUUAAUGGGAAGAAAUAACAUUUGCUUACCAAAUUCUAUUGAAAUUUUUAAUAUCUGUUUUGAAAUCAUUGCUUGAAGUUUUUAGCUCUCUGGAUUUCAUAUGGAGAAUAUCUUAAAAUCAAUAUCUUAAAUAUAUGAAGCACAGACACUCCUCGGAUUAGCUUAAUGGGAAGGGAAGUCACUGGCAUACAGGUCAUGGAGAAGAAGGCAAACGGUCUAGCUUCAAAUGGUAGUUUUAGUGAAAGAGUGCGUGUUUCUCCAAAAAUUGCAGCAAUGGUUCAAGCAAUGGAUCAUGAGAUAAAGGAAGCUGCUGAAGGUAAUUCUUUUUCCGAGAAACAUCAUGAGAAAAAAGAUGUUUUGAGUGCCAAAAGCACACAAUUAAAUGCUGGUUUGUCCGAAGAGAAGAAUGAGAAAUCUGAAGAACAGAAGAUGGACGACGAUAAAGAAGUUAGUUCACCCGCUGCAAUAGCAAUUCCAGUGGAUGAAGAGCAUACAAGCCCCUCUGCUCCACAGCAAUCUGAUCAGGCUACUGAAAAGCAUGUUACCCACACACAGACUGUUGAGACUGAAGCUGUUGCAGAUGAUCAGAACUUGUCACCAAAGGCUAACAAUAUCCACUCACCAAGUUCCUCAAAGAGCUCACAGCCGAACUCACCUUUGUCACCAAGGAAGCUUGCACAACAUGAUAAGAAGCACCAUGAUGAUGAAGACAAUUGGUCUAAUGCUUCCUCCAGCGUUGCAUCUGCACGCACUUCCAAGCCUAAGGUAACUGUAGGUACAGCCCCUACAUUUAGAAUCUAUGAACGUGCAGAGAAACGAAAGGAGUUCUAUAUGAGGUUAGAGGAGAAAAAUCGAGCCCUGGAAGAGGAAAGACUCCAGUAUGAGGCAAGGAAAAAGGAAGAGGAAGACGCAGCACUUAAGCAGUUGAGAAAGAACUUGGUCAUUAAAGCAAAACCAGUACCAAGCUUCUACUAUGAGGCGCCUCCCCCUAAGAAGGAACUCAAGAAGCCUCCACUGACUUGCCCCAAGUCACCAAAACUAUCUCGGAGAAAGAGCUGUGGUGACGCUAUCAACUCAUCUCCAGAAGUUUGCACUCGAGUACGUCACAGCUUUAACAGUAACCUUAAAAAUGGGUCUAGUACCCAAAAAAAUAAGGACCUGGUUGCUGGACGUAACAACAAUGGUGCUUGCAAAACCAAAGAGCGGACCAAACUGGAUAAGGAAACCAAAAUAGCUCCUCCUGAAAUCACCGAGCAGACAAAUGCAGACAUAUCAGUUCAAUAAUAAGCUUUCAAAAGAUCUUACUGACCUUCCGGUUGAGAGGAAAAUAGCCUUAAACUUUCCUGGUCACAUCAAAUGGGAUGCUUGCAGAAGAGACGGCCUUAUUUUCUUUUAAUCUGGACUGACAUUUUUAAGCGGUUUCUUUUUAACUUGAAGUGUAUAUGUUUUGUAUGUUAUAUUGGCACACAUCAUUUUAUUAUAUAUAUAAAAAAUAGUUAUUGAUGUAAGUUAUAUGUACGAAAUUUAAAUGCCCCAGAUUGUUUAAGGACUUUGCAAGGGAAAAUUAUAUGAAAUAUAUUCCUUUUUUGUAGGA